Molecule: messenger RNA, 1458 nt
Organism: Malassezia restricta
Lineage: Eukaryota; Fungi; Basidiomycota; Malasseziomycetes; Malasseziales; Malasseziaceae
Product: ammonium transporter, Amt family
Exons: 1
Coding region: 1-1458 (485 amino acids)
Biological process (GO): ammonium transmembrane transport
Cellular component (GO): plasma membrane
Molecular function (GO): ammonium channel activity
Source: RefSeq, a predicted model, not a curated record
AUGGUCGAAUUUCAUACGACGGCAGAGCAUAAUAUCCAGUGGGCUACGAGUGAUGGCCGGGCCAUCGUGUACAACCUGGGCGAUAUGGCUUGGGUAUUGACGUCGACGUGUCUGGUUUUUAUCAUGAUUCCUGGAGUGGCGCUGCUAUAUUCGGGGCUGCUUCGUCAGAGGAAUGCAUUUACGGACAUUGCGAUGUCAGUCAUGGUCUUGGCGGUGGCGUCCAUUGAAUGGUUCUUUUGGGGCUACUCACUGGCAUUUAGCCCUACAAGCAGCAAAUUUAUCGGUAAUCUCUAUCAUUUUGGUCUGAUGCACGUCGAUAUGCAAGCACUGCCCGGUGUUGCGAAUAUACCUGUACUCCUCUACGCCCUGUAUCAGCUGAUGUUUGCUGCGCUCACGCCGGUGAUUGCAUGUGGUGCGUUCGCUGGGCGCGCCAGAGUGGGGCCUGUGCUGCUCUUUACCUUCUGCUGGUGCACGAUUGUGUACAACCCUAUUGCCUGUUGGACAUGGAAUUCAAAUGGCUGGAGCUACAUGAUGGGUGGCUUGGAUUAUGCUGGUGGCACACCUGUUCACAUCAGCUCUGGGACAGCGGCUCUGGUCAUCUCACUAUACCUUGGAUACAAGUACGGAUCGCGCAGUAUGGAGUUGCCGGCUCGACCGCACAACACCACGUGCAUUAUUCUGGGCACCGUGUUCAUCUGGUUUGGGUGGUUUGGUUUUAACGGUGGCUCGGGCGCAGGCGCUAACCUUCGGUCCGCGCAAGCGAUGAUGGUGACGCACAUUGCCGCGUGUGCAGGUGGAAUCACACUGCUGGUGUUGGACUACCGCUUUGACCGCAAGUGGUCUGUCAUUAGUUUCUGCUCGGGUGCCAUGGCAGGACUUGUUGCCGUUACACCGGCUUCUGGCUAUGUUGGCACGCCAUCGGCGCUGGUAUUCGGUGUGGUGGGCUCCGUCGCAUCGCAUUUGGCGACGCCCAUGAAGGAUGUGCUUGGCUACGAUAUCUUUGUCGUGCAUGGACUCGGUGGUAUGGUGGGCAAUGUACUGACUGCGCUCUUUGCUGAUGGCCGCAUUGCCACCUUUGACGGAACGAGUCCAACAGAGAGUACUGGCUGGAUCAACCAUCACUGGGUGCAGCUCGGAUACCAAUUGGCCGAUUCUUGUGCGGGCUUUGCAUGGACGUUUGUGAUGACCCUCAUUCUGAUGAUGGUGAUUGAUCACGUUCCUUACUGUGCAUUUCAAUGCGAUGAGGAUAUAUCGAUGGUCUCAGAUCUUCCUCAGUCACUCGAACAUGGACUCUCUUCGUCGCAGGACAUGGACAAGGCGCCCGCGGCCGUCAUGCCGUUGGAGCGAGGCGUCGCGGACCUGGAGACGGGCGCUGGACCCAGCGGCAUGGAGACGAUGGAUGACAGGGAGAGCAUCACUGAGAAGGGUGUCGUGACUAACACCACGCUCUCUUCGUGA